This is a messenger RNA of Paramisgurnus dabryanus, 5450 nucleotides long. RefSeq names its product neurotrophic tyrosine kinase, receptor, type 1 (gene ntrk1). Gene Ontology annotation, biological process: cellular response to nerve growth factor stimulus; positive regulation of kinase activity; positive regulation of phosphatidylinositol 3-kinase/protein kinase B signal transduction. Gene Ontology annotation, molecular function: neurotrophin binding; transmembrane receptor protein tyrosine kinase activity; neurotrophin receptor activity. Gene Ontology annotation, cellular component: signaling receptor complex; plasma membrane; axon. The record is from RefSeq and is a predicted model, not a curated record. Lineage: Eukaryota; Metazoa; Chordata; Actinopteri; Cypriniformes; Cobitidae.
GAAUGAACCCAAAUGUAUGCAUACUGCUACAAAAACUAAUGGACUUUGAAUGGCUUGCCAGUUAAUUCCAAUGGAAUUGAAAAAGAGACUCUGACAAGAUUUUCAAGCUUGUGGUUCAUUUAAAAGUUUAUCUUCAUAGAUAAGAAAUUUAAAGGUGUCCAACUCCAUCCACCUGCGGCAUCACUUACCAGCUCACUUCUGCAAGUGUCACAAAGGUGUCUGGUGACCACUGCUUUCUCCCAUCUCACACUCAACUAAUGGACUGCUCGCCCCUCCCCUCCUUUUCUCCAUCUCGGACUGGGAGGCAGUGAGAGGAGAAGAGGAGGCAACAGCCCACCGUUCCCCUGGGCCCCGCAACACGGCUCAAUAGCUCAGCUCCUGGAUUGGAUCAUAACCCUGAGUGCUGGCCAAGAGAAGAGCCGCCUCUCCUUACGCCCAGAGUUUCUGCUUCAAUCCCUGUCGCGUCUGACGUGGAGUAGAGAUGUCCCUGGAUACAAACUCACUUGAACUCGUGAUGGCAGCGAGGGGUCACCGUAGGUUACCCCUGGUUGUGGUACUGCUUCUUUUUCUGGUCCCACCAGCCUUGAGCGGAUGCCCAGGUGCCUGCCGAUGUUCCUUUGCCAUGCUGCAGUGCCUGGAGACGGACGGCAUCAUGAGCAUCCCGGCGCUGGCGCCACAGGAAAGCGAAAACGUCACGGAGAUCUACAUAGAGAACCAAGCCAACCUGGAGAAUAUCACAGACACGGACCUCGCCAACUACAGAGACCUAAAGAACCUUACGGUAAUUGAUUGUGGGUUGCUGUAUAUCUCUGAAAACGCCUUUCAGCAUAAUUUCAAGCUGCAGUAUGUAAAUCUGGCCUCCAAUUUACUGAUGCACAUCAGUUGGAGGGUUUUUUAUUCUGUACCUCUGUUGAGUCUAAUCCUGAGGGAUAAUCCUCUGACCUGUUCAUGUGAUAUUUACUGGCUUCAGCAAUGGCACAGAACACGACAGGGCGACAUUGACUCGCAACAAAACUGCGAUUACAAUGGCAACAUCAUUCCACUGGAUUUAUUUGAAAUGGAUAACUGCAGUGUUCCUGAAGUCACAAUUCACAACUCUACAGCGACCACUCAAGAAGGUAAAAAUCUGACAUUCACAUGCCAGGCAACUGGAGUCCCCACACCGGCUAUCAGCUGGAGAACAGAGCAGUUACUGUCUAACUGGACCUUACAGCGAGGAAUCUCGGGUUCAACCCUGGAGCUGGUGCUCCAUAUGUGGAACGUAUCUUCUAAAGAUAACCUGCACAACCUCACCUGUGAAGCGGAGAAUCGAGCUGGUCUGGAAAAAGCUACAGUCCAACUGGACAUUCAAUUUCCAGUACGGAUCUUGUCGCUAAGUAAUCCAGAACCUCAACAUCACUGGUGUGUCCCGUUCAGAGUGGACAGCAAUCCUCCAGCCACUAUCAAAUGGCUGGUCAACAGAGAACCUCUUGUUGAGACUCAGUUCUUCUACACGGAGCUGAUCAGAGACGCGGCAGACGGCUCGGUGCAGCACGGCUGUCUCUUCCUAAACAAGCCCACCCAUCUGAACAACGGCUAUUACACCAUCAUCGUGGAGAACAAAUUGGGGCGGGCCGAGGCCACGGUAUAUGGGGAUUUCAUGACAAAUCCGUUCGGCUCCGCAGAUCCAGAAGGCAUCAUUCUCGUCCAAACAGACAAACCAACAGUGCCAACCAACCAAUCCACAGAUGACGUGACAGAGAAACUGGAAAACAGAGUUUUUGGGGUAUCCGUGGCAGUGGGUCUCGCAGUGUUCACGUGCACAUUUCUGCUUAUCACAGCCAUUGUCAUCAAUAAAUGUGGCCAACACUCCAAGUUUGGCAUCCACCGUUCAUCUGUUUUGGGCACUGAGGAUGAUCUGGCUGUGUCCCUUCGCUUUAUGAAUUUCGGGGUGAGUCCUCCGUCUUCAGAUGAAAGCACGCUGGAUUCUGGAUUGUCCAGUUUUGUGGAGAACCCGCAGUACUUCUGUGGAAUCAUUAAAGAAAAAGACAUGUGUGUCCAGCAUAUUAAAAGAAAAGACAUUGUUUUGAAGUGGGAGCUGGGUGAAGGAGCGUUUGGUAAAGUCUACCUGGCCGAAUGUGCCAAUCUCUGCCCUGAUACUGACAAGAUGCUGGUUGCCAUCAAGACCCUGAAGGUGGCCAAUGAGUCGACCCGGCAAGACUUCCAGCGUGAGGCCGAGCUCCUCACUGUGUUACAGCACGAGCACAUUGUGCGUUUUUACGGCGUGUGCACAGACGGAGAACCUCUGGCCAUGGUUUUUGAGUACAUGAGACACGGAGACCUCAAUCGCUUCCUAAGAGCCCACGGUCCAGAUGCUCGGAUCUUGGAUGAAGUAACAUUUCCUCCAUUGGGACAGCUGACCCUUCCUCAGAUGCUUCAAAUCGCUGCUCAGAUUGCUUCAGGCAUGGUGUAUCUAGCUUCUCUGCACUUUGUACAUAGAGACUUGGCCACCCGAAACUGUUUAGUUGGAGAAGGGCUGGUGGUGAAGAUUGGGGACUUUGGGAUGUCGAGAGACAUUUACAGCACUGACUACUACAGGGUUGGUGGAAGGACAAUGCUGCCUAUUCGUUGGAUGCCACCAGAAAGCAUAAUGUACAGGAAGUUCACCACCGAGAGUGACAUCUGGAGCUUUGGAGUGGUGCUUUGGGAGAUCUUCACUUAUGGCAAACAACCGUGGUAUCAGUUAUCCAACAGUGAGGCAAUCGAAUGCAUCACACAAGGACGAGAGCUCGAACGUCCACGUACCUGUCCAAAAGAAGUGCACCUCCUCAUGCAGGGCUGCUGGCAAAGAGAACCGCAGCAGAGGCUUGUCAUCAAAGACAUCUACAACCGCCUCACGGCCCUUGUCAAGAGCCCACCCGUCUAUCUGGACAUCCUGGAGUAAAGGCAUGCAAGGACGAGCUGAGGAAUACUCGCUUCUGCUGGAAAGUUGGAAGAAGGGGAAAGUCAGAUGGACGGAAUUGGAAAGAACGGUGUCGUACGAACGUUUGUUGAUGUGUAUGUUAAAUCCACUACAAAUUGAAAGAUUGCUUCCAUGUGUUUAAAUCUGAAAAUAUUAUCAUGGGCAAAUAAGCUAAUACUCGAAUUAGUGGAAAUUGUUUGUGGAUCUUCAUGAUAAGCUUCGAAAACACAAAGACAUUGAAGUCAGGGUCUUUCUCUUAUUAGGUAUUAAAGGUGAUCUGUGUACAUCAUUUUUGAGUGUGGAAAUACUUUCCCCAAUCCCAGCUUAAUAUUCAAAGACAACUAUAGUGAUCUGUAGGAUGUUUUAACACUGUGGCGCUACCAAAACAUUGCUCUGUUUAUUUGAGCAGACCCAACACAGCAACACUGGCUCAACCAAUGGGCUUAACCAAUGGAAGACAAGAAAAGCGUUACGUUAUUUUUGUAGUUCUGUUUGGCGAUGCUGGUGGCACCGAAACUACACACUUCACCUUUAACUAAUACAUUCAUUUUCUUAAUACUGCGACCCCGAAAGAACGAUUGUGCCAAGUUGACUGCAUUUCUUUCACGAAUAUAUUACAUCAACCUGUUAUGCGUGGUCUAAACAUGCAUGUAUUGUUGUUGUACAGCAUGCAUGUUUAACAUCAACUUCCUGUUAUGGCUCCUGGGCUUUGCUUUUCUUUCUCAUAUCAAAAGCAUCAACAAGGUCAGCAACAAUAGUGGAGACACAAUGGGCUGUGUACUCUAUGGAAUACUGCAUACUGCACAUUUUACGCCGCAUACUACUUUUAAAUAGUAUGUUAAACAUCAUGCAGUAUGCAAUGUUAACUAUUCUGACAGAACAGUUUUGCAUGUUUAAUUCAGCAAAUGAUAGAUAGAUAUCGAAUAAAAAGUAACUUUGUGUUUGUAAUUCAAUUUUAUAUAAAUAUGUCUCUUGGCAGUCAUUCGACUAAGAAGAAAAUAAAAAACAGAGGCCCAUAUUACUCCUGGAUCGUGCAUUGCACUGAAAAAGCUCAAGUGAAACGCUUUGCAUUGUGGGAUUUAAUAUAUUCCAUGCAGCGUGCUCUGGCUGUACGCCGUUUCAUUUUGGUAAAUAAAUGCUGAGCAGUAUUCUUCCAGCAUGAUAUUGGUGUAAGGGCAGAAAUCAAUGAAAUAUUAAUUGGCUUUUGUUUCUUAUUCUAUUCUUUUAUUAAUUGGUGUUUCACUUUUACAUACUCGUUGUGCCUCAUGUACAUAACCUAGCAAGUAAACUAUUUAAUUUUUUUACAUCUUGAAAUGAUUCCAUACACUGUAAAACUUUAGGAUCACUGGACUGGAUGACUUGAAAUGUUUUUCAUGAUCUUUAAAACAUUUUUUUUUUCCUACAAAAACCUGAAUUAUUCUAUAAUGUGGAAAAACACAAGAAUAAGGCAAUCCUUAAAAUAUUAUUAAGUUAUCCUUAACUUUUAUCCGGUUGUGUAUAUACUGUAUAUAUACAUUAAGAGGCAUCUAAAAUACAUAAUGCCUCUUAUUGUCAUUAAAAAAGUGGUUUAUAGUUUGGAUUCAUUUAUGAAACAGUACAUUUUAAAAGAAUUUCAUUAAAAUGUCAAAUCAGUAACAUCCACAAAUAAGUCUGACAUCUGACAGAGAGCAAAAUUUGUGUCACUGUGCAAAAAAAGUGCUUUUCUUUGUGUUGUGUUGAUGGACAAUCCAAAACAGGUGUAUUAAACUUGAAUUUGUUCAGUCUUUAUUUGUGGUUUGUAUAUGUCAUUGUUAAAUAUUGGCCAUCUCUGAUUAUCAAUGCAUUGGGGUAAUGUUGUCUUCUACUGACUCAAAAACAGCAAAAUGCCAAAGAGCAGAAAUAUAGUGUGAAUCAGAUUCAGAUUAAAUAACAUCACACCAGUGUUCAAUGAUGACAAGCUGAGUGAAACGAGUAGUUUAAGUUUAAUAGUAAGGAAUCAGACACCUCGGUGUCAGAUGUCCAAAACAAAUUGAUGCCACUAUAACCUCAAACUUGGAUUCUCCUACAUGGUGUUUAAUACUCACAAUGCAAGAAAUGAUUUUCAAGAAAAAAUGUCUUGGUAUUUUUGUUUGAAACAAUGAAACAAGCAAAAAAAAAAAUCUGCCAAUGGGGUUAGCACAUUUGUCAAUGUUCAAGAUUUUUUCGCUUAGCCCAUUGUUAGAUUUGUUUGCUUGUUUUAUGCACAAAAUCACUAAAAUGUAAUAUUUUUGUCUAUAAACUAGACUUAUUUUGUUGGGUCGUUUUGCUCAUCAGGAAAAAAACAUUUUAAUUUAAGAAUUUGUAGAUAUUUUUACUGGAAACAAGACAAAAAUACCAAGACAUUUUUUUCUUGAAAAAUUUUUUUUGCAGUGUAUCUGUCUGAAUGAAGACACAUCAACAUCUAUUGCAACUAUCUGAAGAUAAUUAUACUGACUUAAUCCUAAACCUGUCUAAUUGAUUUGAAUUUUUAAAUAAAAAACACCUUAUUUAA